UUGAUUAUUUUGAACGGGUCAAGAUGGCGGAGGAGAGCGGGUUGAAGCAUCGGAAUCACUCUCAGCAAAAUUGCAAAAACAGCAUUUUCGAUGAAGGUGGGCAUGGGGUGGAUGAUGUGCCUCAUAAGAUGAGCCCUGAGGAAGAGGAGGCCCUGUUGUCGGAGGAAGACGUGUUGUCGGCCAGGCCGGUCCAGAUCGUUGUGGCUCACGAGGACGACCACGCCUUUGAGCUCGACGAGGCGGCGCUGGAGCGCAUCCUGCUGCAGGAGCAUGUGCGCGACCUCAAUGUGGUGGUGGUGUCGGUGGCCGGUGCCUUCCGCAAGGGCAAGUCCUUCCUGCUGGACUUCAUGCUGCGCUUCAUGUACAACCAGACAUCCUGCUCCUGGCUUGGUGGGCACGAGGAGCCACUGACGGGCUUCACCUGGCGGGGGGGCUGCGAGAGGGAGACCACGGGCAUCCUGGCCUGGAGCGAGGUGUUUGUGGUGGACAAGCCAGAUGGGAGCAAGGUUGCUGUUCUUCUAAUCGACACACAGGGGGCUUUCGACAGCCAAUCGACCAUCAAAGAUUGUGCGACGCUGUUUGCGUUGAGCACCAUGACCAGCUCUGUACAGGUUUACAACUUGUCUCAGAAUGUGCAAGAAGACGACCUUCAACAUCUCCAGCUCUUUACCGAAUAUGGAAGGCUGGCCUUGGAAGAAAUCUAUGAGAAACCCUUUCAGACUUUAAUGUUUCUUAUAAGAGACUGGAGCUACCCCUACGAGCAUCCCUACGGUUUGGAAGGAGGGAAGAGUUUCCUGGAGAAGAGAUUACAAGUGAAACAGAACCAGCACGAGGAGCUGCAGAAUGUCAGGAAGCACAUCCACUCUUGCUUCUCUAACAUUGGCUGCUUCCUCCUGCCCCACCCCGGCCUCAAGGUGGCCACCAACCCCAACUUUGAUGGCAGACUCACAGAUAUUGAUGAUGAUUUCAAGACUGAGCUAGUCAACCUAGUGCCAAUCUUGUUGUCCCCGGAGAACUUGGUGGAGAAAGAAAUCGGAGGAGCCAAAGUGACGUGCCGAGACCUUGUACACUAUUUCAAAGCAUACAUGAAAAUAUACCAAGGGGAGGAGCUGCCUCAUCCCAAGUCAAUGUUACAGGCAACGGCUGAAGCCAACAAUCUUGCAGCAGUAGCAGGAGCAAAAGACAUUUACAACAAAGGCAUGGACCAGGUGUGCGGCGGCGACAAGCCCUACAUGGCCCCCGAUCAACUGGAGCGCGGCCACGCGAACCUGCGGCAGGUGGCGGUCAAACACUUCCGCUCGGUCAAGAAAAUGGGUGGCGAGGACUUCUGCCGGUGCUACCAGGAGCAGCUGGAGGCAGAGCUGGACGAGGCCUUCACCAACUUCAUCAAGCACAACGAUGGCAAGAACAUGUUCUACGCGGCGCGCACGCCCGCCACGCUCUUCGCCGUCAUGUUCGCCAUGUACGUGGCGUCGCUGGUCACGGGCUUCCUGGGUAUCAACACAGUGGCCACAGUGUGUAAUAUCAUUAUGGGCGUGGCACUGGCGGCGCUCUGCCUAUGGGCCUAUGUGAAGUAUUCCGGCGAGUUCCGCGAGGUGGGCAGCGUCAUCGACCAGGUGGCCGAGACCCUGUGGGAGCAGGUGUUGAAGCCUCUGGGCGAUCACUAUAUGGAGGAUAACAUUAGGAGUGUGGUCGACAGUCUCUGCUUGUCUGAGCGAGCAGGUGUCGCAGCACGCCAAGUUAAAGACAAAAUGAGAGACCGACGGUCCGCUGCCCCCACGAACACUGCCCACCUGCCCGUAGAACCAAAGUUUACAGCUUUACCCUCUGUUAUUGGUCCUAGCUGCUCGUCACUUAACUCGGGCACCAAAUGAGAAGGCGGCGUUACGAGCGGUUGGCAGUGUGGGGGAAGGAUGGGCCCGCCUCAUUUUCCUUGAUCAGACUGCUGAUUGGUUGUCUUGUGAGAUGUCUUCCCUCCCCCAGCCAAUGGAAACGGAUUAUUGUUAUAGUGACAGGACAUCAUGUUGCAGUUUUAUUCAAGCGGGGCCAGUUUUGAGCUCAGUAGUUUUUAUUAAUGGUCGUCUGGGACAGGUUUAGAGGACUGUUUAAGCCACCAUUUACUCCUUUUCUUGUCUGUAAGAACUUUCUCCAGCUUUCUCGUUUUCCUUCCCACUUGUCGGAGUGAAUGGAUAUCAAUGUAAGAACAACCACUGCUCUGUUUCACUAACACUUUGCCAUUUUAUGAGACACCGUUACACACAACGAUCAAGGUAUAGCUAGCUGUAGCCUGCCUAUCAGUUCAGCGUGACCCUCACACCUCCCGCUACAUCUCUCAACCAGCUGCUCUUAAGGUUAAUCAUUUUGUAUUUUAGGAUUGUUAUUCUGUUGUGAUUAUUCCAUCCAGACCAUUACCGCCAAUGUGUGCUGUUUUGUACAGUUUAGUUUUUUAAACUCAUCCAAAAUGGGGCAUGUGUAUGAAAUAUACAUAUAUAAAUACAUUUUCUAUACCUUUUUUGUAGCUGGAAGAACAAUGGUUUCGUGGUAGGCCACUGUGUGCAGUUUACUGUAUGUAAAUGAAUGCUUUUGUGAUUUGUGUAUAUGUCCAAUAAAUUCUUUUUUAUAUACAUUUGUAAAGUAAUCUACAUUGAGCACUGCAAUUCCACCCCUGCUGGCAAAGAAUGUUUGUAAACUUAUUUUUUGUCUUCUGUUGCAGUUUAAAGUUAUUUUCGUUAAUUUAUUUUUAAAUACAAGAUUAAAACAAUACUACAGUAUA
This is a messenger RNA of Coregonus clupeaformis (lake whitefish), 2773 nucleotides long. RefSeq names its product atlastin-2-like. The transcript has 13 exons. Gene Ontology annotation, biological process: endoplasmic reticulum organization; protein homooligomerization. Gene Ontology annotation, molecular function: GTPase activity; GTP binding. The coding region runs from base 24 to 1874 and encodes 616 amino acids. Lineage: Eukaryota; Metazoa; Chordata; Actinopteri; Salmoniformes; Salmonidae. The record is from RefSeq and is a predicted model, not a curated record.